Molecule: messenger RNA, 2318 nt
Organism: Mangifera indica (mango)
Lineage: Eukaryota; Viridiplantae; Streptophyta; Magnoliopsida; Sapindales; Anacardiaceae
Product: exosome complex component RRP45A-like
Exons: 11
Coding region: 389-1780 (463 amino acids)
Biological process (GO): U4 snRNA 3'-end processing; nuclear polyadenylation-dependent mRNA catabolic process; TRAMP-dependent tRNA surveillance pathway
Cellular component (GO): cytoplasmic exosome (RNase complex); nuclear exosome (RNase complex)
Source: RefSeq, a predicted model, not a curated record
GAUUUUUUCUUAUUUUAUUUCGAGUUAAAAUGUGAGGUAUUCUAAAUGAGAGUGUGUUGAUAUGAUUAAGGUUUGGUGGCCAAAUUGAAUUAAAUUAUUUAACUGGAAAACAUAAAAUUAAGGUUAUAUUAUAAAAACGUUAGCGCGAAACACUGCCUUAAAAGUCGGGGAGUUUUAUUUAAUUUAUUUUUUAAAGCUUUUUUCUUAUAAAUUUUUUGUCUGAAACAAAACCCUAGGGUUUUGAAUAAUCAUCUUCCAGCGGUUGUUUCUUGUUCUUCUUUAAUUGGUGAAUUCAAACAACUUUGGGCUCACUUUCAGGCUUCUCUUAAUUUCCCAGAAUUCAAUUUUGGGGAAAAUUUCUCAUGCCAGUAAAGAAGGGUGCCCGAAAAUGGAUGCAAGAUUAGCAAAUACAUGGAGAUUAAGUGUGAAUGAGAAGAAAUUUAUAGAGUCUGCAUUGCUUUCUGGUAUUAGAGUUGAUGGCCGCAACCUUUACGAGUUUCGUAAACUCUCCAUCAAGUUUGGCAGAGAAGAUGGCUCAGCAGAAGUGCAGCUAGGACAUACUCAUGUAAUGGGUUUUGUGACUGGUCAAUUGGUUCAACCUUAUCAGGACCGACCAAAUGAAGGGUCACUUUCAAUCUUCACUGAGUUCUCUCCAAUGGCUGAUCCCUCAUUCGAGCCAGGUCGCCCUGGAGAAUCUGCAGUUGAGUUGGGACGAAUAAUAGAUCGUGGUUUAAGGGAAAGCAGGGCAGUUGAUACAGAAUCACUCUGUGUUCUAGCUGGGAAGCUAGUAUGGGCUAUCCGUAUUGAUCUCCACAUUCUAGAUAAUGGGGGAAAUUUAGUUGAUGCUGCCAAUAUUGCUGCUUUGGCUGCCCUCUUGACAUUCCGAAGGCCUGAAUGUUCACUAGGAGGGGAGAAUGGCCAGGAAGUGAUAAUACAUCCACCUGAGGAAAGAGAACCACUGGCCUUGAUAGUACAUCAUCUUCCUGUGGCAGUUACUUUUGGAUUUUUCAGUAGUGAGAGCAUCAUGGUAAUAGAUCCAACUCAUCAUGAAGAAGCUGUUAUGACAGGAAGAAUGACAGCUACACUUUCUGCAAAUGGAGAUGUUUGUGCUAUUCAGAAACCUGGAGGAGAGGGGGUCCUGCAAAGUGCUGUCAUGCAAUGUUUGCGGAUUGCUUCCCGGACAGCUAGUGAUAUAACAAAGAAGAUAAAUGACGCUGUUGAAGCAUACAACACGGAAAGAGCAUUACGUAAGAUCAAGCGACACCCUACUUCUGUUGCUCUAGAUGGUAGUGCUAACUUGAAAGUAAAACAUGAGGGAUCUAUCGGUCAUAAAGGUGCAAUUGAGUUGUCCAAAAACCAUAUUGAAAACUCAAGACUUGUAUCUGAGCAAAGUACCAGUCAAAGUAAUGAUAAUGAUAGCGGAACCGAAUCAUCUGGACUAGGUGGAAAUAACGGGAGAAAUGAUGGCACUAGAAAUUUUGCUGGGGAGCCUGUGAGUUGGGAUCCCUACUCAAAGGGCGUUGAUCUGGACUUGCUGAAAGCAUCUCUAGCUUCACAUGGAACAGUAACGCUCAAGAAGAAGCAACAAGACUUAGUAGGUAAGAAAAAGCCUAGUGAAGUCAAGCCGGAGGAACCACCCGAAGACAUUAAUCCAGCUUCUUCAGUUGUUGAUGCUACUGGAACUGGAACCCAGAAGGAUGGAAAUAAGACUUUGAAAGAUGCUGUGAAGCCCAAAAACAAGAGAAAAAAGAGGGCAUCCUCUGCUGCUGAUGCAAGUUAGAUGAAUUUUGGCUGAUAGGAUCAUUAGAAAUGUUUCUCCCUGCAUGUUGACAUUGUUCAUUUGGAAUGGACAACUUUUACAAGAUCCCUAUGCAGUUUCUUUGUGGAUGCUCUCAGUUUCUGGGGGACAACUGAAGUCGAGAUUUGAUACAUGUUCAACUUCAGAUGAAAUUGAAGGAUAAAUUAUUAGUCAGAAUAUAUAGAAAAGAAACCAAAAUGAAGCUUCACUUUUGGCAGUUGGCACCGAAAGCUUCUUGUGCUAAUCUCUUAAUGACUUUUUUUUUUUAUGGAUGAAAUAGAUCAAGCUGUUGCUGUUCUCAUAUUGGAUUGCAAGAGCUGUUGAUGUUACUUCGUAUCAGGCUGUUUUGAAGUAGAGUUCGAGAAAGUUUUCAUUUAAAUGAUAGAAUCAAAGCAUUUUCUUAUCUGGAACUUUUUUUUUUUCAGUCUAAGAAGUUCCUGGUGGAUUGAUUCAUGUAAUGUUGUUCCUCAUUAGUGUUAUACAAGACUUGCCAGAUGGUUUAUUGAUUCUCAACAGGAAA